Messenger RNA from Neospora caninum, 1611 nucleotides. Its product is annotated as gl18351, related. Gene Ontology annotation, molecular function: ATP hydrolysis activity; ATP binding; ATP-dependent protein folding chaperone. The transcript has 10 exons. Gene Ontology annotation, cellular component: chaperonin-containing T-complex. Lineage: Eukaryota; Apicomplexa; Conoidasida; Eucoccidiorida; Sarcocystidae. Gene Ontology annotation, biological process: protein folding. Bases 1 to 1611 code for a protein of 536 amino acids. The record is from RefSeq and is a predicted model, not a curated record.
AUGGUGUCGAUCGUCAACGCCAAGGCGGACGUCCUUCGUUCGGCGGCUGCUUUAGCAGCGAACUGCAACGCUGCGAAGGGUCUGCAGGAAGUCGUCAAAACCAACUUCGGGCCUCAUGGCACUCUCAAGAUGCUCGUCGGCGGCGCCGGACAGAUCAAGAUAACGAAGGACGGAUGCGUGCUCCUGCACGAAAUGCAGAUCCAACACCCGACAGCGUCGAUGAUUGCGAGAGCUGCCACUGCCCAAGACGAAAGCACUGGAGAUGGGACGACCAGCAGCGUCCUUCUCAUUGGCGAAAUCCUCAGACAAUCCGAAAGACUCGUCUUCGAAGGCGUGCACCCGCGACUGCUCUGCAAGGGCUUCGACAAGGCGCGGUCCAAGUGUCUCGAAGUUCUCGACCAACUGAAAGUUCCCGUCCCGUUCUCGCCGCUGCCCGACCGGGAACUCUUGCACAGCGUCGCGCGGACUUCUCUGCGAACGAAACUGACGGCUGGCUUGGCGGAAAAACUGACGCCUGACGUAGUGGACGCUGUUUGUCUCAUCGCGAAGCCUGACGAGUCUCCCCUGGACCUAUUCAUGAUCGAAAUUCUCCACAUGCGCCGCGGCCUCGCGAGCGAGACGAAACUCAUCAAGGGUAUGGUGAUGGAUCACGGCGCUCGACACCCGGACAUGCCGACGAGCCUGAAGAAGUGCUACAUUCUCACAUGCAAUGUCUCUCUCGAGUACGAGAAGUCGGAAGUGAACUCGGGAUUCUUUUACUCCUCGGCAGAGGAACGGGAGAAGAUGGUUGAGGCCGAGAGAAGAUUCACAGACGAGAAAGUCAAGAAAAUCAUCGAACUCAAGCGAAAGGUUUGCACGCCAGAGAACGGCCGAACGUUCGUCGUCUUGAACCAGAAAGGCAUCGAUCCACCUUCCCUGGACCUCUUCGCAAAGGAUGGCAUCCUCGCGCUUCGCAGGGUGAAAAGACGCAACAUGGAGAGACUGUCUCUCUGCUGCGGAGGCAAUCCAGUGAACAGCGUGGACGAUUUGACGGAAGACGACCUCGGCUAUGCAGAGCACGUCUACGAACAGACUCUCGGAGAAGAAAAAUACACAUUUGUCGAUGGAGUGAAGAAUCCCCAGUCCUGCUGCAUUCUCAUCAAGGGACCGAACGAUCACACCAUUGCACAGAUCAAGGAUGCACUCAGAGACGGCCUCCGAGCGGUGAAGAAUGUUUUCGACGAUCGCGCCGUCGUUCCGGGUGCCGGGGCGUACGAGAUUGCUGCCUUCUCCGCCCUGCAGGAUUACAAGAAGGAAGUUCCGGGAAAAGAGAAGCUGGCUAUCGAAGCCUUUGCGCAGGCGAUGUUGUCCAUACCCAAGACGCUGGCAGAGAACAGCGGCAUCGACGCGCAGGAAUCCGUUUUGUCUCUGAUCGACGAAUACGAGAAGAAGAGACAACCGUUGGGUCUCAACCUUACCACUGGCGAGGCUCUCUCGCCCUCUGUCGAAGGAAUUUGGGAUAACUACCUGGUGAAGAAGCAAAUGCUUUCGAUCGCUCCGACUCUGGCGCAGCAGUUGCUGCUGGUCGACGAAGUGCUGAAGGCUGGGAAGUCCAUGUCUCGUGGCGCGUGA